Molecule: messenger RNA, 2234 nt
Organism: Paramacrobiotus metropolitanus
Lineage: Eukaryota; Metazoa; Tardigrada; Eutardigrada; Parachela; Macrobiotidae
Exons: 4
Coding region: 701-1906 (401 amino acids)
Biological process (GO): G protein-coupled receptor signaling pathway
Cellular component (GO): plasma membrane
Molecular function (GO): G protein-coupled receptor activity
Source: RefSeq, a predicted model, not a curated record
GGUCGCGUGACACGCGGGGUGAUCGAACAAGCCGCCACCCCGCGCUUUUUCUCUUCCUCCCCAGCUAAUCGCCUUAUCGCAUCCCUUCAUUAUUAAUUCUUUUGUACAGAUUCCGCUUCAUAUGCAGCGUGGUAACUAAGUAGCUCUCCUUGAAAAUUUCCACUUGAUCGAUUUACGAUCAAUUACCAUCUUUUAUCACCCGCCGGCCGACCAUCCCAUUAAAACGCUUUACGGCCGCGCCAUAACAUCCGAUCCUGUUCCCCGUCAAUGAGGAGAUCGCGAGCAGCCGUUGUGGUCUAUUUAAGUAACAAUCACCGUGGUGCUGCGUAGCAGUGGACACGCUUUAGUGUCUCGGCUGAUUAUGCAAUCGGCAUCCUAAGUGGAGCAUAUCGGCAUUCCGACGGCGGUAGAUGUUUUGUUGUCGUGCUUGUCUGCGGCGUGAUCGGAACGGGUAAACCGUAACGCGACAUAAUAGUGUGUACUACGUGAUGCAUCCGUCGGAAUCCACCCACUGUUUGCCGCGCCGCUGCGGGAGCGUUUUUUCAUCGCGGCUGUAAAUUGUUUGGGAAGCCGUAGUUUUUUCUUGGUUAAAUCAAAAUUCAGACAAGCGGACGUUUGGUUUAGUAAUAUACAGCUUCGCAACUUCCGGUCUUUUCCGGUCCAGAAGAGGUCGCGCCGGAUUCGGCGCGCGCUGGAUAAAAUGCAGCAGCUAUUUAACAACACCAUUAAUCCCGUUUUUGUGUUCAAUGAUUCGGCGUUCGACCAGUUGUCCCGUUUCGAUUCCUGUGGAUUUCCCCGGUUAAAGGACAUGUCCGCCGAAUCACGACGGGCUAUUAAAGACAUGCAGCUGGUGACGACGAUCUCCUAUCCCAUCUUCCUGAUUAUCGGGACGAUCGGCAACAGUCUGGGAAUUGGACUGUUGGUGCGCAGCCGGCAGAUCGCGCGGGCGGCUGGACACCGGACAAAUCUCAGUCCGCGGGAUAUCUUCCUGGUGGCGUUAUUUAUUACGGAUCUGAUCUACUUGUGGGUAUUUUUGAUGGUCUCAUGGGGCACCGGACUCCUUGUGGGACAUGGUGACCCCACCAAAGCCCUGCCCUUCAUUAAUUUCCAUUUGGCGACGAACGGUAUUUGGAUGUACAUGUUGACCAUCACGAUCUUCGCUUCGCACGGCAUCCUGGUGAUGUUCUCCAUUGACCGCUACCUGGCCAUGAUUAAGCCCAUCCACCACAGCGUCUCCAUCAAGAUCCGCAAGCGCAUCUGUUUCGGGUUGGUGGGCCUGACGUACUUCGCCGCGGCGGUGAUCUGCAUGGUGUCGCCCUUUGUCUACUAUUAUGUGCUGGAGCAUGGUCGGCCGGGCGGAAAUAGUAACCUACCCCGCCAUUAUCAGGCCUGGAUUAAUGUCGAUAAAUGGUUUGACGUCAUGUUUCGCGUUGGACCGGCACUGAUCAUCAUCAUCGCCAACAUCCUUAUCAUCUGGAAGCUGUACCGCUCCCGCAACGUAACCGGACGCCGCAUCGAAGUACACCACGGCGUGCAUAAGAAGGAGAUCACCAUCGUAUACAGUAACGGCAAUAACCCGCACCUCCAGUUUCCCCAGCCCCAAGCCAUGCGUUCCCCGCUGACUAUCCUGUUCAGCAGCUGCGCCUUCUACCUGGUGACGAACGCCUUCGACAUUGUCCUGGCGAUCAUGGAGAUGAUGACCCUGCAGCCGAUCUGCGCGUUCCCGCAUACGGAUUUCCAGAAAUAUGUCGAUCAGCAUCUGCCGAUUUUUCUCCUCUUCAAAAAUUCCUACUACACCUUCUCCUUUCUGUUCUACAUUGGGAUACAGGUCAAUCUGUACCGGAAGAUGAAGACGCGCUUGUCCAGCAGUCUACGCUCGCGCAGCAGCCUCACAACGAAAUCGUAGUGACGGGAAAACUUGCAUGCUUAAUUUUCGUCAUUCAUGCUUGGUUUUCAGUUUAGCAAAGCCAUGCUAUGCUCUUUUACACUCUUACCGCUUGUUAUCUGCUUUAGCUGACGUAAAGUACAACUUUAUCGGCUUUGAAAAUGUAUGAUAAUUUUAACAAAACUGCAACGCUGUCCCAAUAAUUACAUUGUAACUGGCGAGAGCGUAAAUCCAGUUCAAUUCUUAGCUUAUGUGAGUACAGUGUUGCAGAGAAAUGAGAUUAUUUGUGGAAAUACAGUAUACCGCAAAAGCUAUGUAUAAUUUUGGCUUCUACACUGGCUUCUAGUCA